Molecule: messenger RNA, 1617 nt
Organism: Seminavis robusta
Lineage: Eukaryota; Bacillariophyta; Bacillariophyceae; Naviculales; Naviculaceae
Source: the annotation of a GenBank genome assembly
AUGACAAGUCUUUGGACUCAGGUCUUUCAUGACGAAGACACGCUGACGGAGGGAGACUCGGUCGAAGAGAAUUUGUUGCGUUUGGAACAGGAUCUUCGCCAGUUGUCACCGUCCGUUGUGGCAGCGACAGAAGAGACCAUGGAGAAAAUCGAUGAAGCUAUUCAUGACAUUGGAGACUUGAGGAUGGGGACGCUGAUCAUUCCAGACGAAGACCUGGUGGAGGAUGAUGAUGAUGACACUGAAGAAGAAGAGAAGGCUUUGAUUCGUGACCAUCAUCAGCCGGCAGAUGAGAUUCGUGCGUGGACUCCAUUUUGGUGUAACAAUGGCGGCGUUGCGCCUGAACCGGAAGAAGAAAGAGAAGAAGCAGAGGCUGCUGCCGCUGCUACAGAAGAGGAGGCUCCUCGUCUCGAAGAGGAUUCGACGGAGGGUGACGGAGAACCAACGAGAACCUUGGGGGCACGUUUCAAGGAAUUGAUGGUAGGAUUUGUUACUAUUCUUGGGAAUUGUGUUGGAGCUAUCGUCAAUGGGAUCUGCUACUGCUGCAACCAAAUCAAGGCGGGUGUCUCCUACAGCUGCUCUUUUGUUCUGGCGGCAGUCCUGGCCUCGUGGAAUAACACUCUGAUGUUCUUCCGCAGCUUGAAGGGGCAUAUCGAAGAAGGCGUCACUUCCACGCAAACGUCUGCCCGCGAGUGGACUCAUCAAGCCAAGGAGAGUCUGUUUGUUCCCUCUCAAACUAUGCUACAAGCAUUGUGUGGAGGACUCUUCUUGGGAAUGGUGGCGGCGAUUCUCAUGGGACAUCGAACACCCCAAGUUCCGUCUCCCAAGGAAGAUUUGAGAGAAUUUGUGACUUUUGAGAAAGCUCACAAUGUCGUCGACCUGAAGCAGAUUGAAGACCUCAAUACCGAGGCGUUUCGCACUUAUGCCCGAUCGACCUGCGUGGAUGCCGCUACCUUUGAACAAGCUCAUGAAGCUCUCUCCAUGGGGCUCUAUGGAGUUCCGGAUUCGGUUCGAAAUGAUGUUGUGCGAAUGGCCAUUAUUGAGGGCGUCACACAAAAGAAUUCGGUUCAGGAUUCCAACAGUGACUUUGUCAGCCAGGGUAAGGCUGAAGCAUACAUGGCAUUUUGGUCCACCGUCUUCAACCCCCACGACAAACAGCAGGCCUACAAAACCUGUGUCAUGGUCACUGGGGUGGCACUAACCGUUGCCGAAACCAUUGCUGAGUGGACCACCAAGGAGGAACGGUACCAGAUUGGAAUUGAGCCUUGUCAUUGUGGUUAUCUCUACUGCGAGGAAUGUCCUGUCUUUGACACUCGCCAGGUCCAGUGGCCUAUUUUUGAACGACGCAGUUUGUCGUUGCAGAAACAAGAAGAGCUUCGCCGUUGGAUGGUCGACCGAGCCAUUCAAUCCGCAGAACACCUGUUGCUGGGUGGCGGCGCUUCUAACAGGGCGCUUGGGAAUGGAACGGAUGGCAAGGCAUGGAACCCUGUCAAAAGCAUGACGUGGUCUGGAGAGUCCAAUCGAGCCUUUUUUGGUCAAGAGUCUCAUGUGCACGAUCGUCCUCCUAAGAGGACCGUCUACCCUAAAACCAAGGCGGAAGACGUCAAACAGGAUCUUUAA